UCCUCCAUUCGCCCUAAACCAUCUCUCUCCCUCUCUCUCAUGGACUCCAUUGAGAGCCCAACAUCAUCCUCAUAUCAUACACAGGUUCCAUGCAGAGAUCAUGAAUCAGAACCAGAUGAAACAGAGAAUUUUCAAGAAAGCCAAGUGAAGAUAAGAGGUUCCGCGCUUCCAAUAAAAGCUAGUGGUAGCGGAAGAAGGUUCCUUGGGGUAAGGCAGAGGCCCUCGGGAAGAUGGGUUGCUGAAAUUAAAGACUCUUCACAGAAGCUGAGGCUGUGGUUGGGGACUUUUGAUAGAGCAGAAGAAGCUGCCAUGGCUUAUGACAACGCUGCGAGGCUUCUAAGAGGGAGGAACGCAAGGACAAACUUCCCAUAUCACGAAAACAUGAAGAUCCAUGAAAGGAAUUACAGCUUACUAAGAAAGAACCCAAGAUUCUCUCAGCUUCUUCAACGCGCAAUCAUGAAGAACCACUGGAAAUUCUCAUCUGCCAGCACUAGUACUCAUCAGAAGCAAGGAUUUGAAUCAGGUUCUAUUGACGUCAAUUCUAUCGUUGAAGAAACCAUAGUAUGUUCUUCGAGCCCAGAGAAAGGGUUGAAGUGUUAUGGCUCUCAAGAGAGAGAUGGGCUUUGUGGAUUCUCGUUUCGUGGUUGUAAAGUUUAUUCUUCUGUUAUCGUAUCUCCUUCUUUUAGUGCUUCUCAAUGUGAUCAAGCAGAAGUACAAGCGGAAGAGAGGAAAUAUGAAGGGACUCAAUCACUUGAACCUCUCUUUGUGCAUGCAACUGGGUUUCUGGAGAGUGGCUUUGUGCAAGAGUAAAGAAAGUUCUUUCUCUGAGAUUCAUGUUCAGAAAGUUGUAAGCUGUAGUGUAGUUUGUUAGCUACAUAUAUCCUCCUUCCCUCUACAUCAAAAUAUAAAUAUAUAUCUUGUUUGAUGAAUGAUCAAUCCUUGGCUUUCUUCUGAGAGGUGUGCUGU
This is a messenger RNA of Nelumbo nucifera (sacred lotus), 966 nucleotides long. The record is from RefSeq and is a predicted model, not a curated record. Lineage: Eukaryota; Viridiplantae; Streptophyta; Magnoliopsida; Proteales; Nelumbonaceae.